Messenger RNA from Chrysemys picta bellii (western painted turtle), 2245 nucleotides. NCBI's taxonomy places the organism in Eukaryota, Metazoa, Chordata, Testudines, Emydidae. The record is from RefSeq and is a predicted model, not a curated record.
GUAGGGGAAGCUUCGGGGUUGCUGGAGGAAGAUGGGUUACAGCUGGUGGAGUGGGCUGGGGUCCCCAACAUCUGUCCCUCCCUGCCACUUACUUAUUCCUCUUUCUAGCAUCCCACUUGCCUGCUCCUCACUGCAGUUCUUCCCAUGCUCUGGUCCAGCCGGGGGCACAGUGAGACAGGGGCUGCUUGGCUGACAGAUUUUGAAGGGAUUUAAUGGUGGCCCACUAGAGACCAAGCUGAGCCUGGCCUGCUCAUUUUACUGGUGAUUCAAGAAGGAUUUACAGGCAGUAACUGAGUGAAGAGAGGCCAUGCCACCUGGUGAACAAACAUGAUGCACUUUGCCAAAAAUACGUAGACUUUACACCUGGAAAAUAUGCAGAGUACAUUGAGGACAUGGCUAAGUGGGAUCCUUGUCAAAGAUGGAAAAGGUACAGUCCUAUUUAACGUUGGAUGAAGAUGACUUGCUCUCUGACCUAAGCAGUGGGGACCUAGAGAUGUUGCUAUCAUUCCUCGUGGGUAAGGUACAUGAAAUCGAAGUGAGAGUGAGCACAGAGAAGGAUGAGAUCAUGAGACUUGAGACAGAAAGAGCACAAUACGUCACAGAAAGAGACAACUGUCUGUCACUGGCAGCACAGAUUGUGCAUUUGCAUCCAGUAUUGGAAGAGGAAUUCAAGACUCGAGAACGACUUCAAGCUGUUGUAUCUGAGCUGAAAAGGCUGAAAAAGGAUAUUGCUCAAGAUACCAGUGAGCAGCCAGAUGCGGCCAAAUUAGAACAGUUGAUAGCUGAAUCAGAAACCAUGAUAACCUCUCUCCAUCAGAAACAGCGUAUGUUUAAAAGCGAGAAAAUUCAUCUGACUAAGGUACUGGAGACCACCCAAAAUACGCUUUCCGAGGCACAGGCAGAAAGCCAUGCAGGACUCCCACAAAUGGACUCUUGGAGAGUGCUGGUAACAACACUUAAUCACACAUCUAAGUAUUCUUUUUUUUUUUUAAACUUGAAGUGUCCCCUUACCUUCUUAACUUCUGUGGAUAAUAAUAAAGAUGCACAGAGUUUGGAUCCACAUCAAAACUUCCCCAAAGAUCUGAGGAGUUUGGGUGUGAUUAAUAAUCUUCUAUAUUGAGCCUCUAUAGAAGAAUCCUGUAUGGAUCCUUUCCUGAUAGAACUUGAAAGUGAUUCCUCCAAGGAUCUCAAUGUACUUUGGAAUAACAAUAAAAUGGUUUCAGGAUCUUCUUGAGAUAGUGGACUUAGCCCGGUCCAGACUGGAAGGCCCAUUGAAGUUCUGCAUUUGGGUGUUAAACUUGAUGGCAGUCUACACCUUUGUCACUUCCUCUUCAAAGCCAGAGAUGUGUGUUGUGCAAGGUUGGCUGAGUCGGAUAUACAAAGCAAAGGUUCACGAUCUGGCCAUGAUGGUGUCUUCUCCAAAGGUCAAGGUCUGUCCCCAGCAAAGCAAUUUUUAAAAAGACUGGCAACCUUGUACCCUCCCAGCUAGGAGCUUAUUGACCAAUGGGUCAACCAAACUCACAGAAAGACUCUUUUGAGCACAUAAGGCUCUGCUUUCUGUACCCCUUCUCAUGAAAGGUCUUGCUCUUAGUGGACAAGUCAGCCAUGAGAGUCUUUGAAUUGCCGGCCUUUAUGGCUAAUCACGUUUUACCAUUUUCCACAUAGGCACUAGCCCAAGUUUCUGACCGAAAUUAUAUUGAAUUUUCAUCUCUGUGUAAAUCACUAUCUGUGAUUUGCCCCAGAGGCCCAUAGGUGUCCUGUGGAGUCUUGGAUAUGCGUGUCAAGAGCCAUUUGCUACUAAUAAUUUUUCAAUUUAGAAGGUAGAACAGGCUGUUUGUGGCCAUCGGAGAAAAAUCCAAAGAUCAAGCCAUUUCUGUGAGGAAAAGACACUGCAUCCAGUCUUAUCAAUUUAGGGCUCGUUUAUCUAGGGAGAUACUUGCUAUCAAAGCAGCUACCCUUGGUGUGCAGCCUCCUGUGACAUCAUUAGGGCUGCUGCGUGGGGUUCAGCUCACACCUUCUUGAGUUGCUAUUUUGUAAUCUCAGUAGGGGUGUGUGUAGAGCUCGUGCCAUUCCUUGAGUGGCUGUGGCAGUUGUCCUUCAGCCUCUUGCCAGAAAGUGUACCCAAGCCAUGAUGAUUUCCAGCUCUGUGCACUCUCCCAUAUUACCUCAGUGAACAUUCCCCUACCCUAAUUACUCUGAUAGUUACCCCUACCAAUUUGUCUGACCUAAUGACUGGCUUUCAUCU